CUAUUCUGGAAGCAAGAAGGUGAGUGGUGUGUGUCAACGAACGACCACACGCUGCCGAGAAGUCGUGAGCACACCAUCAUCACCAUCAGCAGCUGCAGCAUCAUCAUCGUCGUCGUCGCAGACUCACCACGCUGCGCUCUCAACUCAACAACACCACCACUGUUCUCUCUCUCUAUCUCUCUCUUUCUGUGCAUACGUCGGCGGGAAGGCACCCGUGGUUGAUUUAUCAGCUGGGGUUCGAGCACAGGCUGCUGGAUUUAUUUUGGUCAUCGCCGUCGCAGUUGCUGUUGUAGUUGUUUGCUGGCAUCACCAUGACGGGAAGGAAACGCAAACACUCCCCAGACCACUCGCACAAGCGCCGACCACAGGACGAUGGUCACAUGCGCGUGCGCACACAAGACCAAUUGCGUGCGCCAGACACAACGUACACUGUCGACAAGCGCCUUGGUGAAGGCACUUUUGGCCGCGUGUACGAAUGCACGAGUGGAGGUCACAGGGUUGCGGUCAAGAUUAUUCGAAACAUUCCCAAAUACAUAACCGCUGCGCAAGAAGAGCGGAAAAUCUUGACCUGCAUCUCCAAACGAGAUAGCGAGCAGCAGCAUCCGUGCGUCCAUCUGCUGAACUACUUUGAACUGGAUGGCCACGUGUGCAUGGUGUUUCCGCUGCUCGGCCAAAGCCUCUAUGAUGUCCUCAAGGACCACUCCUUCAUCCCUUUUACAAUGGAGACUCUGCGCUCCAUCUCCCACCAGUGCAUUGCCGCCCUCACUUUCUUGCAUCGAAACAUGAUCACACACACGGACAUUAAGCCAGAGAACAUUCUCUUUGAAGGCCCCGUCAACGUCAAAGAGCUGUUCUCCAAACCAACCGAGCUGCACGUCGACAACCCGCGCAUCAAGAUGAUUGACUUUGGGUCGGCCACGUUUGAUUGGGACUACCACACGCGCGUCGUCACCACAAGGCAUUACCGCGCCCCAGAAGUCAUCCUUGAGACGGGCUGGUCGCAUCCGUGCGACAUCUGGAGCAUCGCAUUUGUGCUGCUCGAGCUCUACACGGGCGAAACCACCUUUCAGACACACGACAACGUUGAGCACCUUGCGCUGAUGGAGGCGCUGCUUGGCCCUCUGCCGCCGUCCAUGCUCAAGGAGUCAUCGAAGCGGUAUGGCGAUGCUGACGGGCUGCUGCGGUGGCCGGAGCUUGCAGAGGGCACGUCGAGCGUGCGGUAUGUGGGCGACCGACCGGAGCGGCUUGACGAAUACUUCACGUCGCUGCCGGAGGACCAGCAGAUGCUGUCGUUUAUCCGCGCCAUGGUCGCAUAUGAGCCCGCAGACCGCGCAACGGCGGCAGAGCUCAUGCACCACGACUUUUUUGUCAAUCCAGUCCCCACAUCCGUCAAAGAGAAGCGCAGCUGACGCUUUGUGAUCCCCCCCCUCCCGAUUUUGACCUAAUUGCUCCCCUUCCUCCCUUCCUUUCCUUCUGUUGCGGUCGCUGAUCUGUACACUUCUUCCCCGUGUUUUUGCCUGUUGAUGGCUGAACGCGUCCUUAUUUUUGUCGUCUCGUGUCUCUUUGCCUCUCUUGCAUGUGUGCCGCUGGCCCGACUUGUAGUGACAUGACAUGACACUGAUGUAGGGUCGCCAUGUUCUUGUUCUUACGUUAGUGUGUAUGAAUAACCUCUCUCAUCGACAGACAAGUCGGCAUUAGACGAAGCGACAUGCGUCAACACAAGCAA
Salpingoeca rosetta is the source of this 1726-nucleotide messenger RNA. Its product is annotated as CMGC/CLK protein kinase. NCBI's taxonomy places the organism in Eukaryota, Choanoflagellata, Craspedida, Salpingoecidae. The record is from RefSeq and is a predicted model, not a curated record. Gene Ontology annotation, biological process: protein phosphorylation. The transcript has 11 exons. Gene Ontology annotation, molecular function: protein kinase activity; ATP binding. The coding region runs from base 312 to 1409 and encodes 365 amino acids. Gene Ontology annotation, cellular component: nucleus.